This is a messenger RNA of Linum trigynum, 2658 nucleotides long. The record is from the annotation of a GenBank genome assembly. NCBI's taxonomy places the organism in Eukaryota, Viridiplantae, Streptophyta, Magnoliopsida, Malpighiales, Linaceae.
CACGAGACGAGAGAGAAUUCUUCUUCUUCCCGUUUUCCUUCUCUAUUUCAUAACCACAGAAGUCUGUAAGAUUGUUGCUUCCAGACUUAGAAUUGAAGGGACUCCUGGGGGUGGUUUGCUCAAGCCUACCUACAAUUUGUAGUGGGGGAAAAUAACACUCUAAGGAGAGUGAUCUAAUCACGCCUUCAAUCGUUUCUUUCCUACCAGUUCCUGGCAAUCUUAGAGUGUUAUUUUGCUAUUGGAAAAAUGAAUUCUGGAGUAAAAAGUACAUUGAAGGCGAGCAUUCAUUUGAGAUGGAAUGUUGCAUGCAUUGAAAAGAAAAGAUGUCAUGGUCCAUACUUGCUUCUACUAGUUGCUCCCGAAGUAAAGGAAAGGAAGCAUUUCGACAUCGCUAAAAUCGGGUAGCACCUUGUUCCUUUUUAAUUCUUGGUGUUGAGACUGAUCUAAUCACGCCUUCAAUCGUUUCUUUCCUACCAGUUCUUGACAGUAACAACACUAGGUCUAGAUUUGGGUUUAAUGUUGAUGUAUGCGACAAACUCCAUGAUUGAUUGAUGAUUUUACUUAAUUGAUGGAUGUUUUCAUGAAUGGCAUGAGUUGGGUUUCCAUUUUCAUGUAUUGAGCUUUUGACCUAGGAGGGAGAUAAUCCCCUUAGAUCCCUCUUUUGGCGUCUUCGAGUCACUCUUAUCAUAUAUUGUUUGGGUAGUCUCCGAGGGAGUUGAUUCGACCGGUCUCCUAACAUUAUACGAAACCCUAGGUUGAAUAGAGCACUACCCAUCCAUCGAUUCGCCAUUCCGGGUCAUUCACGAGGGAGUCCAUCUCCAAACGGUAGUGUAGUUGAGUCGAUCGAGCUAGGAGGAUACCCAACAUCAAUCCAAAGAACGAACCUAGGACGAUUCAACCCAAGAGAGCUCCCAACCUUGUAAAUAGCUAGGUUAGUGGUUAGUCCAGGUCAGUUAGUUUAGUUUUAUUAAUCACUAUACUAGGUUGGCUAGAUAACGAAACAUAAACCUGGAGUAGGGUAUGCCUAGAUUCCCGUGGUACGAUAGAUCUUUAUUGCUUGCUUGCCGUAUGCUACACCCGGUUGCCGGUUAUACUUGGUCGUUGAUCGGGGUGUUGUAGUUAGAACGAGUAAAGUUUUUGGCGCCGUUGCCGGGGAACCAUUCUAGGUUAUUUAAAAAAGGGUUAGGUCGUUUACUUUAGCCGUUUUAUUUUGUGCUUUGUGUUUGUUGACCCACUCUUCUCUUAGAAGGGUGGUUUGCGUUUGUUUAAUUUUGUUUUUGUGUUUUUGUUUGUGUAGGUUAUGAAUCAUGGAUCCUUACGACUUCACUGACAUGUGGGGGGGUAUCCACCACCACUUGAGAGUGGUUACCCCGGAGCUCCAUGGGACAAUCAAAAUGGGGGAAGCCAAGGAUCCGGGUUCUAUUACCAUCCCCCCUUCCAAGAGAAACAAGCAUACCAAUGGGGGUAUCAAGAAGCUUCCCCAUAUGGAGAAAACUUACCUCCUCAACCCGAGGAGAAAUCCAAAUUGGAGUUGGCAAUGGAAGCCUUCAUGGGGCAUUUCUUCAAGGCCAUGUGCCACUCCACAACCGGAGCCUAAGAGCCAAUUGGAGCUCAUGGUGGAGCGGUUUGUUCGAGGCACCGAUGAAGGGUUCUCGAACUUGGAUCUCCCGCAACCCGAAGCGAAGUCCAAGUUGGAGCUUGCCAUGGGGAAUUUUGCAAGAACAAGCUCCAACACGGAUUUCCAACCCCUCCCUCCUCUCGGUUUGACACUAGAAGAGAAGGUGGCACAAGCUUGUGCAAGCUAUCGCCUCUCAUUAUUGGAGGAGAACGAGGAGGUUGAUAGGGUGAUCAAUGAAAACCAUAUGGAGCAAGAGGAAUUCACCCCGGAGAGCUCCCGUGGCGAGAACGAACAUGAAGGUUGCAUUGACGACUCCCAUCAUCUUUCCCUUCCCGAAAGCAACUUUGAAGACCAAGACACGAGUGUGGAGGAGCAAGAGAAUCCCUUCUAUGAUCUUGCAUGGCAUCUUGCCCUCUAAACCGUGCUUGGGGACACGAAUGGGAAGGAGAAGGAAGAGGUUGAAGAGGAGGAAGAAAGCAUUGAAGAGGGGGAAGAUCUCGAGUUCUCAAGGGGAGGAAAUUGAAGAAGAAGGAAGGGAGGUUGAAGAUGAAGUAGAGGAGCAAGUGGCGUCCAAUAUGAGGACGAGGUCGAGGUGGAUGAAGCAUCCACAAGUUACAAGGGCUAUGAAAGCUUUCCACCCGACCUCGAUGCGCUUUUGGAGAAGGACUCAUUUGUGGCUCUUUGCCAAGCCAAGGCCAAACCAUCGGCAAUCCCUCUCGGUGGAUGCGAUGGUGGUAAAUUGAUGAUGCACUACAUGGUAUGGGGCAAGGAGAAGAAGGAAGAAGGAAAGAAAGAGAGGUCUCGUGGGUGGAGCCUCAAAGCCACUCAAGUUCACGAGCCCUCAUUCAUGGACUCGUACAAUGCUCGUGACUUGUGACAUCACCUCAUCGACGAAAACCUCAACUUCAAGGAGAUCUAGGGUGGACCGAAACUUGAGGAGCAACCGUCCGGCUCACGAUGUUAAAGAAGCGCUUGGUAGGAGGCAACCCAUCUACCAUCGGUUUUUUUACUUUCCACUCCAAUAAGAAGACCAUUGGAGA